CCGAACCGAACCGACCCUCCCCCUGCCGUGCCGUGCCGUCUCGGCGCUCGCUCGUUUCCAAGGAGGCAAUUGAUUCCCCGCAUCUCGAUACGAUACUUGGUCGAGCCAGUGGCAGCUGUCGGAGCCCAUUGUGCUCCUGAAGUCGAAAGUGCCGUUAGCACUCCAACGCCGACGCCUAGGACAACACCAUCACUGUCGCGUGUCCUAACGUCCGCCGCCAAAAACAAACAACAAACUCCCCGACAUCAUGGUCGACCGCGGGCCAUCGACCUCGAAACUGCAACGAUGUGGCCUCCUACUGCGUAAUCUCCUGAUAGCCACGCUGGCAUACACCUCCGUCGUCGGCUUCGUACACGUCUACCGCACCGGUUCGAUCUCGCCGUUCUCGCAGGUGGUACAGAAGCCAGCCGUCAUCCCGGAGGGCUCUCUGAGCGGCGGCGUGAAUUGGCGACUACGACCGGAGUCCCUGGUGAAGGAUAUUAACGAUGCUUACCUGGGCGCCCGGCCGGACGUGGACACGUACGCGAACUACACAAGGCUGAUAGAAGCGUGCCGUGGGUCGGCGAUCGGGCUCGAGAGGAUGCGCAACGUCCACGACUGCCUAAAAUUUUUGGCCGAGGGGGAGAGCGAUUACUUCUUUAUUCCGGAGGGGAGGCCGUCGCAGAGCGUUACGGGGUACCCGACAAUCGGGGGCGCAGCGAAGCCGAACAGGAAGAGCUCGGGAGAGUGUCCGGGCCCGGUACAGCUGUACCAUACGUACUGGACGGGCCCGUCGCAGUGGCGCGUGGAGCUGUUCGUCAAGAGCUAUCUGUACACGCAGAAUCUCCCGUGCAGUCGGCUGUACAUUUGGUUGGACUCCGACAGUAAUCCGAAGGCGACGGACGACAUGAUGAAGGAUCCCGGGUUCGCACGGUUCCUUCCGUUGGUCGAGCGUGGCGACAUCAUGUUGAUGGCGUGGAAAUUCCCCUCGAGAAUCCCCCUCCCCAAGGGUACCAUCGAGCAGGACCCUCACUACGCUAAAUACCUAAGCCGCUCCGGCAGCAUCGAGGACGCCACCAAGAACGCAAACGCAAAGGGCGAGACCUACAUCGGCGACGGGCUGAUGAUCCAGAAAGACGGCAGCGAAUGGAUCGUGCUCACAGAGCGACAAAUGACCUUCCUCCCGGUGGCCGUCUCCGACGCUGUCCGCUUCGUCGUCCUCCACCUCUACGGCGGCGUGUACCUGGACAUGGACAUCCUCCUCCUCCGCGACAUGCGACCCCUGCUGCUAACGCCCGACCACAACUUCGCCGAGCGCUGGGCCGUGCACUCACACGCCGGCGAUUUCAACACCGCGGUCCUCUCGCUGAACGCCAACUCCUCGCUAUCCUCGUACCUCGUGCGCGGCGGCGUGCGCAUGGGGCUCAACUUCCACCCCCGGAUCGUCGGACGCAUGGCAUGGAAAGACGGGCGGGUCAACGAGCUCGCCAUGUUCGAAACCGGGCUGUUCGAUCCGAUCUGGGGCGAAUUCAACUGGGGCCGCGAGGGCCGCUGCGCCGUCCCGUGCUUCAAGGACUACGGCGUCGCAUUCGUUGGCACGCGCGACGCGAUCAAGGACGAGUGGCAGAGUUACGACGGCGCUCCCCUCCCGCUCAAGAACACACUCGGCGGUGCCGAUGGAACGCCCACCGAGCUUAGGAGGCGCGAGGCUGAGACAAGUCCGGCUCCCACGAAGGGCGCAGAUGGCUCCUACGGCGGCCGCGACUACCGCGCCGUCGAGGAUAAGUACCCGCCCAACAACCGCACGCUCGAAAACUUCUUUCGCGGCGCUUGGACGUACCACAUCCACAACCAGUGGCUCAAACACCCGCAACCAAACUCGUGGUUCGACGUGAUCGAGCGCGCGCAGGACGGCUUCUUCCGCGGCGAGCGCACCAAUCCCUACGGCGAGCGCUGGGAGGGCCCCGAGGUCAAGGCCUACGAGCGCUGGCCCGAGUUUGACUGAAUUUCAUUUCAUUUGCGAUUUUGUCAUGUGCAAGCACGCAAGCUUAGCUUUUCUUUUUUUAACUGUUUUUACUUCUUGUUGAUAUCUAUAGAAAUUAACGAUUGGGGGGUGUGCCGGGGG
Messenger RNA from Tricharina praecox, 2104 nucleotides. RefSeq lists its product as uncharacterized. The coding region runs from base 248 to 1984 and encodes 578 amino acids. NCBI's taxonomy places the organism in Eukaryota, Fungi, Ascomycota, Pezizomycetes, Pezizales, Pyronemataceae. The record is from RefSeq and is a predicted model, not a curated record. The transcript is spliced from 2 exons.